UGCCGACCCGCUCGGUUUGGUUGGAUUCGCGCCGGUAGUGUUGUGCCAUGCGCUAGCCCCCACCUUCUGUUAGUGUAUACAACUGUGGCAAAAAUUUGGUGCGAUCGUGAUCGGUACAGUUUGGCCAAGCGCAAAAUCGGAAGAACUGCAGAAUGUACCAGUAUUACACCGUUUGAUGGGCGGAAUUGAAAAUGGACCAACUGCGGCCUGAGAGUUCCUCCAUGGCAAUGAUUUGAACGAUGAUAAACAUUCUGUGUCCAUUUGGCACGACGUAAACUGUAAUAGCUAUAUAGUAGAAUCUACAGUUGGAAUCUCGAAAUGGACAGCGAAAGCACCAAGUACCCCGAACCGUCGGACAACCAAACCUCGACUAGAGUAUGUCCCAGUGAACUGCCAACAGUGAUUGAAUAUAUUAGUGGAUUAGACACCAUUCUGACUGUGAUCAUAGCCAUAACCAUUGUACUUAGCAUUGCAACAUUCGCCAUAUGCGGCCGGGCGGUAGCCCAGGUGCUUAAGCAAACGCCCAAACGAUUCAAAAGCAAGACUAUUAUUCUGCUGAAUAUCUAUCCGGUAGUGACAGCACUGGCGAUAGUAUCAAUCCUCAUACCCAAGUCGUACUUUAUUUGCGAUACGGUAUCGCAUAUCUAUUUUAUGAUCUGCGCCUACGUGUUUUACAGCCUAUCGAUAGAUUAUGUCGGAGGUGACGAUAGUUUCAUCAAAUCGAGCGACUCGGAAACUUUCAACACAAGAACACCACCAUGCUGUUGCUGUCUACUAUUUCUUAAACGGUCACCCGUAACAAAAAACCGUCUUCUAUUCACGAGACUUAUGAUACUACAACUACCGGUUGUGCAGACCAUAUUGUUUCUGGGACUUAAUAUCGUUUUCGUGGAAGAUAUUGGAAACUUCAAUCAAACUAUUCUGUACUUUGUACCAUUUAUCGUUGCUUCGAUCCUAAUCGGAGUAUGGGGACUAAACAUCACCAUUCGGAUGAUCGCCCAAUUUCAUACAGAGUUCCAAAUUAUGGCAAAAUAUGUAGUGCUCCAGUCAGUGCUCAUUCUCUGCAAGGUCCAGCCGCUGGUAAUCAUGGUGAUAGUGGCACAUGUCACACCCAGAUGCGAUUUCCCCCUAGUAUUACAAGUACAAAAAAAUGCCGUGUUUCAGAUGUGCCUAUGCGCGGAGAUGUUAGUACUUUCGCUGUGGGCUUUGCAGCUGUACAAAACGCCCAGCAAAAACCGACAACUGCUGGCCAAACCGGAAGCAACAUAAACGAAUAAAAACAAAAACAGAUGAAUAGCAUUCAACCAAAUUUCAUAGGUAUACUUGCUGUCGUGAUUCAAUGUGAUACAAAUAAAUAUCUUAAUGGAAAUGGUGUAA
Molecule: messenger RNA, 1377 nt
Organism: Topomyia yanbarensis
Lineage: Eukaryota; Metazoa; Arthropoda; Insecta; Diptera; Culicidae
Product: organic solute transporter alpha-like protein
Exons: 9
Coding region: 319-1269 (316 amino acids)
Biological process (GO): transport
Molecular function (GO): transporter activity
Source: RefSeq, a predicted model, not a curated record